AAGCAGAAGAAGUCUCAAAACCGGAAAAGGCGCCAAAAUUCAAGCGAGCCUGAAAAGUAAACAUGUUGUAGCCAGAGAAACCUUUAUAAAAAUGGACCCGACAUCUCAGUUCUUUGCGAAGCUUCGUAAACUGGCAAUAACUCUUGAAACAGAAACGACCAAACUUCAAUCGGCCUUUGAAAAUCGUAAAAGCGACGAUGAGGACAGGAGCGAGAGUACAGCCAGGGGGAUGCGAGCUUAUCACGAAUUAAACUGCGAAGUUCAAAACAUCAAGGGGCAGAUCCAGGAUAAUGUGGCACAGCAGAAAACAAAUGUGGCUGAAGUGGACCGCUUCAUAAAAGAUUCUGAAGUGACACAGCAGAAGUUCUCUGAAGACCUGAACAAGAUCAAAGCUCACUGGGAAAAAUAUGGAUACCAAACUCCUAAACAGACUGAAAACACAAACCAUGCCAGUGAUCAUUCGCCUAAAGACGAGGCUGUUAUAGAAGAUGAAAACCAGUUAUCAGAGGAAAUAGAGGGACAUCAGCAAGAGACUGAAGAAGAGCUCUCACCAGAGAAACCUCCUCCUCCACUGGCCAACCCUAUGCGUACCCCACAGCUCUCUGACUUUGGCCUGUCUGAGGCACAACUUAAGAGAGCUUUGGAUGGUGGAGAGUGGUGCACCGAUGUGCCUCAGAUGCCUGAAAUGAACCUUCCCCAUCCUGCAUUAAACACACCAGCUCCUCCGGCAAUGGCUCUCACACCCAAACGUGCCCUGUGCAUGGAUGAGGAGGAACUGCUCACCCCACAGAUGCACGACUUUGGCAUCUCAGAGCACACCAUGUGUUUUAACAAUGACUUUACCAUGGAUCUGCGACUGAAGAGUUUUGAGAAAACGAAAAAACAACAACAAAAUCUCCUAGAGCCACCUGUUAAUCCUCUGAUGGAAAGCAUACAGGCAAAUGACGAUCUUGAAUCGCCAGAGCCUCCUGUAUUUUGUACCCCAGGAUUAAAGAUAAAAAAGACACAUCCCACCACUGAAUGCAGUUCUGAUUUAGAAUCUCCUAGUAGCCCUGCUAUUCUGCCAUCCACCCCUGAGGUCCCUGCUUUUCAAACUCCAUACGUAAACCGCCUUCUCAGCACAAAAAAGAAUGAGAGAAGGCCUGAGACAAUUAAAAUGGAAAGUGAUGACAACAGCAAAGUGUUUAAUGUCCCAACACCACCUCGUGAUGGUGGUGAAGCCUCUAAAUGCAGCUGGGAGUACAAUGUGCCACGCUUACGGAUUGAAGACAUGAUGGCUGAUGAGAUGCCAGAGAUGCCAAACCUGGAGUCUAAUUUGGGAAACUCUUUGCAAACUAAAAGUGCAAAGAUGCAGAAAAAGGUAUGUGGCCGUGAAAAGCCCAUUGUCAGUGCGCUGGACCUGGAUGGACCCACUCAAGAGUUUAACCUGGGAACACCGUGUGUCAGAAGAGACUACGAGGAGCCGAGCACCCCCGAAAUGCCCGACCUGAGUUCGGUGACACAGGACAUAUGUAAACUUGUCUCUCAGACACAGAUGAGAAAAUCAGCCAAUGUUGUCAAGAAACAACAAGAAAAAGAAAACACUAGUCCUCCCCGAAGAUUUGACACACUGGCGUCAGUAUCUGAGCAGGAGUUUCAUAGUUUACCUGGUUACCUAAGGCAGAUGACUUUGAGCAGUCUCAACCAGGCUGUGGACAACAUCAACAGCUCCAUAGCUAUGUGUAAAGGAGGAAAGACCGAAUUUCACAUAGAGCAGCUGAAACAAAUGAUAAAUUUUGGAGCGAAGACUCCUUUAUUUAUUGUUUGUUUAAGCGAACUCAAAAGACUGGACCAGAUCAAAGGAACCAGAAACAACUCUGUUUAUAAACUAAAGACUCACAGCUGAAACACAGAACUAACAAUGGUUGUCUAAAAUCUGUGUUUUGUUAGUAACUCAAGGAAUUUAUUGUCAUUUCCAAUCAAUUUUAAAUAAUUUCUAACAAAAUAAACCACAACUGUAGCAGCAUGGUGUGUGUGAUAAUAAAUGUUUGUGGGUAUAGUA
Messenger RNA from Boleophthalmus pectinirostris (great blue-spotted mudskipper), 2041 nucleotides. It is a transcript of the gene ska3, whose product is annotated as spindle and kinetochore associated complex subunit 3. The transcript is spliced from 11 exons. Lineage: Eukaryota; Metazoa; Chordata; Actinopteri; Gobiiformes; Gobiidae. The record is from RefSeq and is a predicted model, not a curated record. The coding region runs from base 92 to 1885 and encodes 597 amino acids. Gene Ontology annotation, cellular component: spindle microtubule; outer kinetochore. Gene Ontology annotation, biological process: chromosome segregation; mitotic cell cycle.